UGUUCCUUAAGCUGCUCAAAGUUUUUGGUCUGCUAAUACUGACGCCUGCUUCUUCAGCAGCGUGGCGUGUUUCCGCUUGGACUUGCAAGCUUGAUUGCUCCAUUGUCACAGGGGAGGCUGGAAGAUGAUGAGGUCAAUAGAAGUUAAAACAAAGGCAUUAAUCGGAAAUGUUUUACCUAACAUCCUAAAGCGAUUUCUAUAGAGUAUCCUUUUGCAGCCAAAAAGAUGACGCGGAAACCAUUUAUUCAAUAUGAUCGAAAUUUGCCAAAACAAGUUUUCUUCUGCUGUAAAUGGAAAGCAAAUUGAGACACGAUAGCACCACCCUAGAAUCACUUUUUUCUCCUGACCUAGCCGUCUCACAACCAGAGCUCUCAGUAACGCGCGUUUCUUCUCACGUUCACACCCAGCUGCCAGAAAAUGGACCUGAGAGAAUCCAUCGCCAACCAGACCGACGCCGCCCUCGCCCUCUCCAAGCAGCUCCUCUUGACCGGGGCCAAGGACUCCAACCUCGUCUUCUCUCCCCUCUCCAUCCACAUGGUGCUCGGCCUGAUCGCCGCCGGCUCCGCGGGGCCCACCCAGGACCAGCUCCUCUCUUUCCUCAAGGCCAAAUCCACCGACCAUCUCCACUCCUUAGCUUCUCAGCUCCUCCUCGUCGUGCUCGCCGACGACAGCGCCGCUGGCGGGCCCAAGCUGUCCUUCGCGAACGGCAUUUGGAUCGAUAAGUCGUUGCCUCUCAGGCCUUCUUUCCAACAGGUGGUGGACGCGUCUUAUAAGGCGGCCACUAAUUUCGCUGAUUUCAAAACCAAGGCUAUUGAGGUGACUAGCGAGGUUAAUACGUGGGCUGAGAAGGAGACCAGUGGCCUCAUAAAGGAGAUUCUCCCGGCUGGCUCAGUUGACAGUUCAACUCAACUCAUUUUUGUGAAUGCCCUUUACUUCAAAGCUGCUUGGAAUGACAAGUUUGACUCUUCAAAGACAAAGGAUAGUGACUUUUUCCUUCUCAAUGGGAAUUCUGUUCAAGUUCCUUUCAUGACUAGUGAGAACAAGCAGAUCCUCGCGGCUCACGACGGUUUUAAAGUCUUGGGACUUCCUUAUAAGCAAGGGGAGGACAAGCGUCAGUUUUCGAUUUACUUAUUUCUUCCGGAUGCGAGAGAUGGACUCCCGGCUCUCGUGGAGAAAGUCUGUUCUGAAUCUGGCUUUCUGGAUCGCCAUCUUCCCUACGAGGAAUUGGAAGUGCGGGAAUUCCGAAUCCCGAGAUUCAAGAUAUCAUUUGGAUUUGAAGCUUCAGAAGAUCUGAAGAAGUUGGGAUUGGUAUUGCCAUUUUCGGGUGGAGGAUUGACGCAGAUGGUGGACUCCGUCAAUCUCUAUGUCGCACGCAUAUUUCACAAAUCCUUCAUUGAAGUUAAUGAAGAAGGAACAGAAGCGGCCGCCGCUUCUGCUGUUAUUAUGUGUGGGAGUACGCUUUUUCCGAAGAAGAUGGACUUUGUCGCCGAUCACCCAUUCCUAUUCUUGGUGAGAGAGGAUAUGACUGGCACGGUGUUGUUUGUGGGUCAGGUGCUCAAUCCGCUAGCCAGCUAAUCAUAAGUCGAACAAGAGCAUUAGCAUUCCUAACUCUAUUGGCACUAAAACGAGAGGUUGUUUGGUUUAUUGCAUAUGUUUUGAUGUAUUAAUCGGUCAAUGCACAAUUAGGGAGGAUGCAAUAUCUUUUCGUAUUGUAUCAAUUAUCAUGACAUGUUCGUGGACACCUAUGUCUUCCAAUGUCUUUGCCCCUUCUAUUUAUUUUUUCUGAGUAAAAGUAUCGGGAAUAUUGCAUCUAGUUCAUUGAUAAUUCGAGUUUUUU
Syzygium oleosum is the source of this 1837-nucleotide messenger RNA. Its product is annotated as serpin-ZX-like. The transcript has 2 exons. The record is from RefSeq and is a predicted model, not a curated record. The coding region runs from base 418 to 1575 and encodes 385 amino acids. Gene Ontology annotation, molecular function: serine-type endopeptidase inhibitor activity. Lineage: Eukaryota; Viridiplantae; Streptophyta; Magnoliopsida; Myrtales; Myrtaceae.